Sporothrix brasiliensis 5110 is the source of this 672-nucleotide messenger RNA. RefSeq lists its product as uncharacterized. NCBI's taxonomy places the organism in Eukaryota, Fungi, Ascomycota, Sordariomycetes, Ophiostomatales, Ophiostomataceae. The transcript is spliced from 3 exons. Gene Ontology annotation, biological process: carbohydrate metabolic process. The record is from RefSeq and is a predicted model, not a curated record. Gene Ontology annotation, molecular function: cellulase activity. The coding region runs from base 1 to 672 and encodes 223 amino acids.
AUGCGCUCCAUACGCCUAUUGCUGGCACUCCCGUGCCUGAUGUCGCCAGUGAUGGCGAGAGUCGACCCCCUCAAUUCCGGGCGUACACUGACCGGCUGGGACUGCUGCAAACCGGCGUGUGCUUGGUCCAAUCUGGCCUCUCAGGGCGGUGCAUCACCCAUGUCGCUCGCCAACGGCCAACGCGAGGACAGCGGCUGCAGCAGGACCCCGGGCAACGCCUACCUCUGCUCCGACUACAGCCCCCACAUUGUCGACGAGCAGCUGUCCUAUGCCUUCGCCGUGACCAAUGGCACGGCGGACUGCUGCAAGUGCUUCGAGCUCACCUGGAAGGACGGCCCCGUCGCCGGCAAGCGCGUCCAAGUGCAGGUCAUCAACGCGGGCGGCGACGUCAACACCGAGACGGGCCGCGACUUUGUGAUUGUCACGCCCGGCGGCGGCGUGGGUCCCAAUGGGGGCGGCUGCAAUGCGCAGUACGGUGCCAACUGGGGCCGGCCGUACGGCGGCGUGACGAGCCGCGAAGACUGCGCGUCGUUGCCGAGCUCGCUGGAGAGCGGAUGCUACUGGCGGUGGAACUGGGCGCGGGGCGACGUCAACAACUGGAACGUGUCGUAUGUACCGAUUACGUGCCCAGACUACCAUACACAGAUCUCGGGGUGUUCGGCAGGGCGGUAA